Messenger RNA from Phyllostomus discolor (pale spear-nosed bat), 912 nucleotides. It is a transcript of the gene METTL5, whose product is annotated as methyltransferase like 5. The record is from RefSeq and is a predicted model, not a curated record. Gene Ontology annotation, biological process: rRNA methylation. Lineage: Eukaryota; Metazoa; Chordata; Mammalia; Chiroptera; Phyllostomidae. Bases 174 to 875 code for a protein of 233 amino acids. The transcript is spliced from 9 exons. Gene Ontology annotation, molecular function: rRNA (adenine-N6-)-methyltransferase activity; nucleic acid binding.
GGCACUUCCGGCCCCAGCCGUGGAAAGAGCCGCAUCUUGAAAAGUGCCGACGCUAUAGGUGAAAUGCAGGUGGGAGCCGCCGCUGAUCUCGGAGAAUCCCAAGAUCCGCGCGGAAUAAGCUGGAGGCAGGGUCCAGUGCCUUUAAACCCGGAGAGCCCACACUUUUUUAAAAAAUGAAGAAAUUAAGGCUUAAGGAACUAGAGAGUCGCCUGCAACAAGUGGAUGGAUUCGAAAAUCCCAAGAUACUUCUAGAACAGUAUCCCACCAGGCCUCACAUCGCAGCAUGUAUGCUCUAUACAAUUCAUAACACAUAUGAUGACAUUGAAAAUAAAGUGGUUGCAGAUCUAGGAUGUGGUUGUGGAGUACUUAGCAUCGGAACUGCAAUGUUAGGAGCAGGGUUGUGUGUUGGAUUUGACAUAGAUGAAGAUGCAUUGGAAGUAUUUCAUAGGAAUGUGGAGGAAUUUGAGUUAACAAAUGUUGACAUGGUUCAAUGUGAUGUAUGCUCAUUAUCUAACAGAAUGUCCAAGUCAUUUGAUACAGUAAUUAUGAAUCCUCCCUUUGGGACCAAAAAUAAUAAAGGGACAGAUAUGGCAUUUCUGAAGACUGCUUUGGAACUGGCAAGAACAGCAGUAUAUUCUUUACACAAAUCUUCAACUAGAGAACAUUUGACAUGUGAGGUGUAUAAAGUGUGUUCCAGAAAAUUGGGGCAUAUUCAAAAGAAAGCCGCAGAAUGGAAAAUCAAGAUAGACAUCAUUGCAGAGCUGAGAUAUGACCUGCCAGCAUCAUACAAAUUUCAUAAAAAGAAAUCAGUGGACAUUGAAGUGGACCUAAUACGGUUUUCUUUUUUAAAAGCCUCCAAAGACAAAAGCAGCUGAAAACCUAAUUAAAAUGAAUAAAAAGUUUUUUACUAAA